Molecule: messenger RNA, 2107 nt
Organism: Psylliodes chrysocephalus
Lineage: Eukaryota; Metazoa; Arthropoda; Insecta; Coleoptera; Chrysomelidae
Source: the annotation of a GenBank genome assembly
AUGUCAACACAUAUUACACGUGAACAAAAAGAUAUUAUGGUCGACUUUAUAAAAGCAAGACCGAAAUUAUGUGCCGGAAAAUUUUCACCGGAUUUUACACAUUCGCAAUCGAGGGCGUUGUGGCAAGAGUUGGCGGUUAUUCUGAACGCUCAUCCCAAUGGGGCUAAAAAAGAAUGGAGUGCUUGGCGAAAGAAGAUAGGCUUCUACGGCUUGGACAAUCCUGCCUUAAUUUCAUCAAAUGGUAACCUUGAAAACAAUAUACCUCAAGAAAAGAAAUCCAGUAUCAAUGAAAAUGAGACGGAGCUUCAAGAACGAUCGCAAUGGGGCAGUGGGCUCGAAUUUCUCAUGUCUUGCGUUGCAGUGUCGGUUGGUUUGGGUAAUAUUUGGAGAUUUCCAUUCAUAGCUAACAGAAACGGCGGAGGGGCUUUUCUUAUACCAUACAUUAUCGUUUUGACUGUAAUAGGAAGGCCGAUGUACUACAUGGAAAUGGUUCUAGGACAGUUUUCUAGCAGGGGAUGUGGAAAAAUGUACCAAACAUUAAGUCCUGUUUUAAGAGGUAUUGGAAUUGGCCAAGUCAUUGGUUGUGCCUGUGUGGCCUCUUAUUAUGGUAGUCUUAUGGCAAUAACCCUUUUUUACCUUAUUAAUUCAUUUACUAACAAUUUUCCAUGGACAACUUGUCAGGAUUCUUGGAAUAACUAUUUAAAUUCAAGAAAUCUAACCUGUGUGGAUAUAAACAAUCCUUCUAGUGUUGGGAAUAUUACUAUAAGUUCUUCAGAAAUGUAUUUUAGGAGAGAGGUUCUAAAAGAAAGUGACGAUAUCAGCAACGGCAUCGGACUACCCGACUGGCAAUUGACUCUUCUUCUUUUACUGUCAUGGUUUAUAACUUUCCUGGUGUCAGCGAGAGGGAUAAGAAGUUCAGGCAAAGCUUCAUAUUUCUUAGCUAUAUUUCCGUACAUGAUCAUGAUAGCUUUAUUAAUUAGGGCAUCAACUUUGGAAGGGGCUGCCGAAGGGAUGAUGUAUUUCAUUGAAACUGACUGGUCCAGACUUUUAGAUGCUGAUGUAUGGUACGCCGCAGUUACACAAUGUUUUUUUUCAAUUAACGUUGGUUUUGGAAAUAUCAUUACACUUUCCUCUUUUAAUAAAUUUGACCACAAUAUAAAAAGAGACGCGUUGAUUUUAACCUCUUUGGACACAUUUACAUCACUUUUAUCUGGAAUAACGAUUUUCGGAAUACUUGGAAACUUAGCUCAUGAAAUGGGCAUUAAUCCAAGUGAAGUUCUUUCAGCCGGUGGUGGCACUGGUUUGGCAUUUAUUUCUUAUCCAACUGCUCUUUCUAAGUUUACAUUUGCACCGUGGUUAUUUGCUAUAGCAUUUUUCUUUAUGCUAUUCGUUCUUGGAAUAGGAACUCUAGCAGCUCUUCAUGGAAACUUGAACACUCUGGUCAAGGAUUCAUUCCCUAGUCUUCCGGACUGGAUUAUAGCUUUCAUCACAGCAACUGGCUUAUUUUUAAUUGGUGUUGACAAUUUAUGUGCAGAUUUGGAAUUUAUGACGAAAAAAAAAGUUAGCAUUUACUGGAGAGUCUGCUGGAGUAUAUUUGUGCCAGUAUUAUUAAUUGUAAUAUUCGUCUAUUUUCUCGUUUCGCUGAAGCCCAUGACUUACGGGAUAUAUAACUUAUAUUAUCCAGUUGGACUAAAUGUAUUUGGUUGGGGAAUAUUAUCAGGAACAGUGAUUCAAAUAAUAGGAUGGUUAAUUUAUUAUCUUUACGCCAACCGGAACUACCCCUGUAGCAAGAUAAUUCCAAAGACCUUUUCGACGAAAACUUGGGGACCUGAUGGUAAAGUCAAAACAGAAGAGUGGAAAAAAUUCAAAGAGGAUAGAUUAAACGAAACAAAAGCCAGAGGUGGUUCGUGGAUAACGAAAAAGUUGAACGUGCUAAUAGGAAGGUGAAAUAUAUAACUUAGAAUAAGUAUAACAAAUGACUGUGUAUAUAUGUACAAUAACCGUAAAACUAACUGUGCCUAGAAAAAUCAAGUACUUAAUUCUGAAAAGGUACUGCUAAACGAAUAUGUAAAUUAUUGUUACAUAAUGAAAAAUAUGUAAAAAAGUG